Molecule: messenger RNA, 6605 nt
Organism: Leucoraja erinaceus (little skate)
Lineage: Eukaryota; Metazoa; Chordata; Chondrichthyes; Rajiformes; Rajidae
Gene: sall3b
Product: spalt-like transcription factor 3b
Exons: 3
Coding region: 531-4520 (1329 amino acids)
Biological process (GO): regulation of transcription by RNA polymerase II
Cellular component (GO): nucleus
Molecular function (GO): RNA polymerase II cis-regulatory region sequence-specific DNA binding; DNA-binding transcription factor activity, RNA polymerase II-specific
Source: RefSeq, a predicted model, not a curated record
GCGUGUGUGUUGUGUCUGUGUCUGUGUGUGUGUGUGUGUGUGUGCACAGGCCGUGAAGAAGACUUUUUUCCACAAGAAGCAAGCAAGCAAUCAUUCUGGAGAGACCCUUUUUUUUGUUUUGUUGCAGAAUUUCUGCAAACUAUGCCAACAACAAGCUUGCAGCUCUGGGGUUGUCUGCCCGUUGGUUGCACUAGAGGAGCGGGGAGCAGCGGCGGUGGCAGUGGCGGCGGCAGCUGCACUCGCUGCAAGUAGCCGGGGCCGCGGCUAAUUGAUCACUCGCUCUGUCUCCGUCUCUCUCUCCCUUCUCUCUCCCUCUGCCUCUCAUUUGAAUAAUCUCCAAGUGUCUCCCCCUCUGGAAAGGAUCCAAUCGUCUGUCAGAUGCGGCGAUGAUUAAUCGCAAUGCAUUAUUGAUAAUCAUAAUUAUAUACUGACAUGCGCACUCGUGCCGCUCCUGCCCGGCUAAUUUCCGUAAUUUUGCAAGUCGGUAUUUGUGAAAUUUUUUUAUAUGCCUCGCUGAUGUAUCUGCCACCAUGUCGCGCCGCAAGCAACCUAGACCCCAGCAUCUCAAGUCAGACGAGGAAGCGGUGCCAAUAGUUUCUCAAAAUUUCCCAAGGGAAGGACCGGAUGAUGCUGAUAGUGGGAAUGAAAGUAGAAGUGGAAGUGAAGAAACGCACAUCUGCGAGAAAUGCUGUGCAGAAUUCUUCAAGUGGUCUGACUUCAUGGAGCAUCAGAAGAACUGCACGAAGAACCCGCUCGUCUUAAUCGUCAACGACGAGGAGGCAGCGCGCUCGGAGGAAUUGCCCGAGGCUUCCCCUGCCAGCAGCCCGAGCGACCAAGUGGAGAGCGAAGCUGGUGAGGACAAUGCUCCGUUAGAGGGGAAUGACUGCUCUGAGGUGAAGAGUGCCGAGCAAGAGGAGCCGAUGGAGGUGGAGGCAUCCGCUGACAAAGGUUACCAGAAUCAAGGAGCCACUGACACUGCUACUUUGCUACCUCAGAUCUCCGAAUCAUCUUCCAUGACCAGUUAUAUCAUGCCAAACACUAACGUGACUUUAGAGACUUUGCAGAGCACCAAGGUGGCAGUGGCACAGUUUUCACAGGACACCCGGUCUAACAGCCCCACUUCAAUUCAUACAAUGCCCACCAUGGCUAUUCCUAUGAUUCUAGAGCAGUUAGUGGCUCUGCAGCAGCAGCAGUUGCACCAGCUUCAACUCAUUGAACAAAUCCGGAACCAGGUAGCAAUGAUGAACCCGCAGACAAUGCACCCUCUAAACCCUUCUGCAUCCACCCAGGUUACACCAGUAUCUGCUGCUAGCCAGCACGCCUCCUUCAGUGACCAUUCUUCUAACCCCUUGUCAGGCAUCAUUUCAGCCUCGGGCACAGUGCAGGCGCCCAAUGUCCACACUUCAGCUUUCGAUGGCUCCCAGAAAAUCGUUCAGCCCACCUCGGGGGCUAGUACUCCUGUUCUACCCAGUGGUGGAUCACCGCGAUUGGAGUCCACUCUGCCUCCAUCCACAAGUGGAAUUGCAUCUUCCCUGACUCCAAGUUCCAGUGCAAACACAGAUAACUCUUCCGCCCAGUUGCAGUAUUCAACGUCAUCUCUUGCACACGGUAGUCUCCUCAGUCCAUCUUCCAGCAUGCCUAAUCCGCUGCUACCUCAGAAUUCCUCAAGUGGUGUGAUAUUCCCAAACCCCUUGGUCAGCAUUGCUGCCACAACCAAUGCCCUGGACCCACUGGCUGCCCUUAUGAAGCAUCGCAAAGGGAAACCACCCAACGUGUCUGUGUUUGACCCUAAAACAAGUUCAGAAGAUCCAUUUUUCAAGCAUAAGUGUAGGUUUUGUGCUAAGGUCUUCGGGAGUGACAGUGCAUUGCAGAUCCACCUUCGUUCUCACACUGGGGAGAGGCCAUUCAAGUGUAAUAUUUGUGGAAAUCGGUUUUCCACUAAAGGCAAUCUCAAAGUACACUUCCAGAGGCAUAAAGAAAAAUACCCUCACAUCCAGAUGAAUCCAUAUCCAGUACCUGAAUACCUGGAUAAUGUACCCACUAGCAGUGGCAUUCCAUACGGGAUGUCCUUGCCCCCUGAAAAGCCAGUGACAACCUGGCUGGACACCAAACCUGUGCUGUCAACCAUACCAACAUCAGUUGGAUUACAGUUGCCUCCAACUCUAUCGAGUAUUACAAGUGAGUCCCCAACAGUAACUCCUUUAAGCAGGUCACCCCAAAGACCAUCACCUCCAUCCAGCGAAUGUGCUUCUUUGUCACCAAACAUGAACAAGAACGAUUCUAGCAUUCCAAUAACCGCAGAGUCUCCACAAUCAGUUACUGGCAGUACUAUUGUUUCCAUGGUCCAAGGUUCAAACGCAUCAGCUUCAGGUUUCAAUGCGGUAGAAGGCUGUGCGUCCACGCAGUCCGUUUCCUCCGCUGCGUGCUCCACCACCUUCUCUACAUGUGGAGAGAGUGAAGUGAACAGCAUUCCCGCAACCCUUCCCAGUCCUCUGCUCCCCAUCAUAUCUGAUCAGUUCAAGGCAAAGUUUCCCUUUGGCGGUCUGCUGGAUUCUAUGCAAACAUCUGAGACCUCAAAACUGCAGCAGUUGGUGGAGAACAUAGACAAAAAGAUGACAGACCCCAACCAGUGCGUUAUUUGUCACCGUGUACUCAGUUGUCAGAGUGCCCUGAAAAUGCAUUACCGCACACACACAGGCGAGAGGCCAUUUAAGUGUAAGAUCUGUGGUCGAGCUUUUACCACCAAGGGGAACUUAAAGACACAUUUCGGAGUUCACCGUGCAAAGCCGCCCCUUCGAGUACAGCAUUCUUGUCCCAUUUGCCAGAAGAAAUUUACAAAUGCUGUCGUCUUGCAGCAGCACAUCCGCAUGCACAUGGGGGGACAGAUUCCCAACACUCCAUUGCCAGAAGAUUUCUCAGAUAGCCUGGACAGAGACUUAUCUUGUGACGAAAUGAAUGCAGAACUAAUGAGCGACUAUCCUGACGAUGAAAUGAUGGAUGAAAAUUCAAUGGACGAGGAGGCAGAAUUAAACAUUGCCACGAUGGAGUCUUCAAAGCAGUUGUUCUGCUACUCUGGUUCAUCACCAAACUCACCGCCUUCGGUGAUUUCCAACAUUGCCGCACUGGAGAAUCAGAUGAAGAUCAUAGAUUGUGCUUUGGGCACACAGCAGCGAUCCAACGUGAAAUCUGUUGAAAACGGGUCCAUGGAAAGCGAUCGCUUAACAAAUGACUCUUCCUCUGCCGUGGGUGAUCUGGAAAGUCAAAGUGCUGGUAGCCCUGCACUGUCUGAGUGCUCUUCUUCAAUGCAGGCAUUGUCGCCCGUGCCCAGCAAUGCUGGCAGUCACAGGUCAAAGUCACCGGGCUUUGGCAACCAUGAAGAGCCACAUGAAACACCGGUGAAACUAGAAAAAGUGGAAUGUCCAUCAACUCAACGGGAGAAUGGAGGUGCACUUGAUCUGACAGCCACCAACCUGAGCCGGCCGAUCAUCAAAGAAGAGGCUUUUAGUAUGCUGUUCCCCAACCAAGAAUGUGGUAAGUUGAAAAGUACUGUUUGUAGUAUCUGUGGGAAACCUUUUGCUUGUAAAAGUGCGUUGGAAAUUCACUACCGCAGCCAUACUAAAGAGCGUCCAUUCCUUUGCACAAUCUGCAAUCGUGGUUGCUCCACUAUGGGUAAUUUAAAACAGCACUUACUGACUCACAAGAUGAAAGAACUUCCUUCUCAGUUAUUUGAACCCAACUCCACUCUAGGUCCCACCCAAAGUACUCCUAGCCUGGUCACCAGCACUGCACCAACCGUGGUCAAAAUGGAAGUCAAUGGUCACAGCAAGCCGAUCUCCCUAGGUGAUGGCACGCAGGUUCCAGUUGGUAUACAGGCUCCAUCUGCACCACAGACCGCUCUGAGUCCAGGUAUGACACCCAUUCUGGCACCACCACCUCGUCGGACUCCCAAGCAGCAUAACUGUCCAUCCUGUGGGAAGACCUUUUCUUCUGCAAGUGCUCUUCAGAUCCAUGAGCGCACUCACACUGGUGAAAAGCCUUUUGGCUGCACAAUCUGUGGCAGAGCUUUUACAACAAAAGGGAAUCUUAAGGUUCACAUGGGAACCCAUAUGUGGAAUAACUCUCCAGCAAGACGAGGACGUCGUUUGUCAGUAGAGAACCCAAUGGCUUUACUAGGCGGUGAUGCUGUGAAGUUCUCAGAGAUGUUUCAAAAGGACUUGGCAGCUCGGGCAAUGAAUGUUGACGCAACAUUCUGGAACCAAUACGCUGCGGCCAUCACGAAUGGCCUAGCCAUGAAAAAUAACGAGAUUUCUGUUAUACAGAAUGGAGGCAUCCCUCAGCUCCCUGUUAGCCUAGGAGCCAGCAGUAUCCCAGCUUUAACUAGUCUGGCCAGCGGAAUGGACAGGGUUCGUACAGGGAGCAGUCCACCUGUUGCUAGUCUGGAGAAACAAAGCACAGAAGGAGGUGCAAGUCGCCCAUUCGCUAGAUUUAUCGAAGAUGGCAAAGGAAUUGGCAUUAACUAAAACAUGGCACUCUCAAACACAAGUAACAAAUGAACCAUUUUACCAUUGGAAUCUUGUACUAUAUUGUGUACAGUUUUUGGAGCAUACCUUCAAUAGUUGUUAAGAUAUGACUUCAACUCCAAAUACUCAGUUGUUGUGUUAUUCUUGCUCCUUUACUCAUAGCCAGAAUCACGAAAGUUUCAUAUUCUGGUUAUGGUUUGAGUUGUCUUGCAAGAUUUGCAUGGUACUACUUGUUUCAAUAGUAAAUUUUACCGAAAAGUACUUCAAAUUUUUUUUUAGAAAAAUUGUACAUUCAGAAAAUUAAUAGGCCCUAGGUUACAGUAAAAGGACAAACUGUGGGUUGGAAACGGGGAGAGGCCAGGGUUCUAACUUAGUUCCUUGACAAUGGUUCUGAGAGUGAACUGCUAAAAGGCCUGGAAAGCAUAAACUGACUGGAGUAUGGAUGGACAAGUGUGCUAAUUGUCUUCACAUGAAGUAGAAACUUGAAAUUAUAUAUUUUUUCUUUGAAGAUGUCCUGCUCUGUUUAAAAAAAAAGUGAUUUUUGUGUCCCCAGAGGUGUGUUCUAUGAUAAAUGUGCUCAUCUGUACUAUUUAUGAUGUCAAGAUUAUGCGGGUCAGAAAUAGUAUCCAGUCCCACGGUCAUUUUUUGUCAUUUGCAUAAAUAUAUGCAGAGUUAUAUACAAACGAAUACAUGUUUCUCAGACAAAAAAAUUAAGGGUCUGUUACUGACAGCUUUGUAAGAACCAUAGUAAUUUAAAUUGAACCCAGAUACUUUGGUCAAGUCUGGAAGUCUCUUUUCUCAUCUUUAGGAAGAAUACGAUUUUGCAAACCUGUCAUUUUUUCCUUUUUUUCCCCCAAAUGCAAGCGAUUGCUAUUGUAACUGCUUUUUUGAGUGGUGGGCAGUGGGAAUGAGAACAAAUUAAAUGUUUUUGAAGCUGCUAUCUAUCCCUUUUAAGUCAGAGAUGUAUUUCAACUGAAAGAGGAUAAAGUUUUGUGUGAGGAAGUAAAAUCUCCAUUAAAUAACAUUUUUUAAACCUUAGCAUGUGACUUGCUCUAGAUGCAUUCACUUCCAACUUCAGUUACCAUAAGAUCCAGUGUAUAAGUUGCAAGUCAUCUUUACAUGCACACCCUUUCAAAAUUACUCAAAAAUAGACAUCUACAUCAGAUUUCACAGUAUUUUGAGAUAACACUCUAAUUCUUCCUGAAGUCAUAUGUAUGGAAUGUUAUGAAAUUAGGUAUCUCCACCCAGGAAAUAAUUUUCAUUUCAUUUAAACAUGUUGUGUUAAAGCAUUAUUUUCACAGACCUCAUGACAACCUAAGUUCCCAACAAACUACCCUUCCUCUCCCAAACUUUGUGCCUGUUACUCUCUAUUAAUUAUUAAUAUAAAACUGAUCAGCUGGUACAUACUAAUUGCUAGCCCAACUCAGCACACUAAUAAAGGUUAUUAAAUGGCAUGCAGUUUUGUGUCUUGAGGAUGUGCAUGGUGCUAUUGAACUGCAAAUAGGUCAAAACAUACAUAACAUACAUGUAAAGACAAUAAUCCUCAGAUUCAUUCAAAACUUUUUUUCGUACAAUUAACAUAUUCUGGAAACAAAAUUCAGUCUGAGCACUUUUAGCAAAGCUCCAUUAUUUUGAAUGGCUUAGAGUCCACAUUAAAAUGGUAUGGACAGGAAUUUAUGCAAACGUGUUAAUGGGUGUGUUAAAGCUGCAGAAAGGAAACUGAAACCACCAGAGUCCAAUUUUGUUUAAUUGGUUAGAAAUUGACCAUUUUAUUUGUCCUCUAAAGUAGGUGUCAACAUGAAAUCUUUUAUUGUUAUUUUCUCUAAUGAAAAAUAACUUUUACAUGCUGCAGCUCAUGGGAACGUUACUCUGGAUCUGGCAGGCUCAACUUUUAUUGUCCUGUUUCCAUUGUUUUCAGUAGAACAGAUGCCAAGAUGUGAGGCGCAAAGAGAUUUUCUUUUAUUUCACAUGCCAGUAUGAAUCUGGCUUUGCUCCAUUUUUAUAGUGACCUAGAUGAGGGGCAUUUGUACACUGGAGCACAAGUUUUCUGCCCCAUGCUUUCAGAGUCGCUUAUAUUUUGCACAC